AUGCGCGAGGAUGAGGAGAUGAUGACGUCCAGCGACCUGCACGCAAACGGCUACGACGAGGUGGAGCGCGCCACCACCUCCUGGGCCGGCUCUCUGCCUGCAGCUCAAGGCUUGUACGACCCAGAGAACGAAAAGGAUGCGUGCGGUGUAGGCUUCAUGUGCCAGAUCAAGGGCAAGCCUUCGCACAAGAUCGUCUCGGACGCCAAGCCUCUACUCUGCAACAUGACCCACCGCGGUGCUACGGGUGCAGAUGCGAGGGAUGGAGAUGGUGCUGGUGUCAUGACUGGCAUCCCAGAUGCAUUCUUCCGUAGAGAGGUGCUCACUGAUCUGCGCUGCGAGCUGCCAGAGCAAGGCCAGUACGCCGUCGGAAACCUGUUCUUCGACCCUCGCGACGACAAGGCGCGCGCUUCUCACAUUGCCCACUUUGAAAACCUCGCGCGCGACUUGCACCUGCGGGUGCUCGGUUGGCGCGAAGUGCCCGUGGAUAACUCCAUCCUCGGUCCAGCGGCGCUAAGCAAGGAACCCAAGAUCCUUCAGCCCUUUGUCGUGUUGGCCGAUCACUUCGGCUCGAGCAACUCUUGCGAAAAUCCAACGGCGCCCUUCGACGCUCAGUACUUUGCUAGACAGUUGUACGUGCUGCGCAAGAGCGCAACGCACGCCAUCGGUCUGCCCAAGUGGUUCUACGUCUGCUCCCUCUCCAACACCAACAUCAUCUACAAGGGUCAGCUCAGCCCGCGUCAGGUGUACGACUAUUACUAUGACCUCAACAAUGUUUGGUACGCAAGUCACUUUGCUCUCGUGCAUUCUCGCUUCUCCACCAACACCUUUCCCUCCUGGGAUCGUGCCCAGCCUAUGAGGUGGGCAGCCCACAAUGGUGAAAUCAACACUAUCCGAGGUAACAAGAAUUGGAUGCACGCGCGAGAGGGACAGCUGCGCUCCGAGACCUUCAAAGACGAGUUGGAGCUCUUGUGUCCCAUCGUCGAGGCCGGCGGUUCCGACUCUGCUGCGUUCGACAACGUCCUCGAACUGCUCGUCAUCAACAACGUCGUCACGCUGCCACAGGCAGUCAUGAUGAUGAUUCCCGAGGCUUGGCAAGGCAACGAGGACAACAUGGACCCAGCCAAGGUGGCUUUUUACAAGUGGGCCGCAUGCCUCAUGGAGCCAUGGGACGGUCCUGCGCUCUUUACCUUUGCUGAUGGCCGGUACUGCGGUGCCAACCUUGACCGUAAUGGUCUGCGUCCCUGUCGAUACUUGAUCACCGAUGAAGACGUCAUGGUUUGCGCCUCUGAAGUCGGUGCCGUCACCAUCGACCCAGCUCGCGUCAUCGAAAAGGGCAGAUUGCAACCAGGCAAGAUGCUCCUCGUCGACACUGUCGAGGGUCGCGUCAUUGAUGACAAGGAGCUCAAGCUGACGACUUCUCAGCGCAACGAUUUCGGCGCCUGGCUCGAGCAGCAGCUCUUGCAGCUUCCCGAAAUCGUCGACACGGUGCGCUCUUGCACGCGCAACUCCAUCUCUGCCAAAUUGGACGAGUCCAGCUUGUCCAAUGAUCCAAAGCUUCUCGCCUUUGGCUACACAGCCGAACAGAUCAGCCUGCUCAUGCUUCCUAUGGGUGCCGAGGGCAAGGAGCCUCUGGGCUCUAUGGGCAACGACGCUCCGCUCGCGUGCAUGACCACGGCGCCUCGUCUCAUCUACGACUACUUUAGGCAGCUCUUCGCUCAGGUCACCAACCCUCCCAUCGACCCCAUUCGUGAGGCUGUCGUCAUGUCGCUCGAGCAGUACGUUGGUCCUGAAGGCAACAUUCUCGAGAUGCGCGCCGACCAGUGCCACCGUCUGCACCUCGAGAGUCCCAUCCUGACCAUCGAGGAGUGCAACGCCCUCAAGCGCCUCGAGCUUGCGCAUCAAGACUGGAAGUCGCGCACCCUCGACAUCACCUUUGACAAGGGUCACGGCAUCGACGGGUACAGCAACGCGCUGGACCGCAUCUGCUCCGAGGCAUCUCGAGCCAUUCGCGAGGAUGUCCGCGUGCUCGUCCUCUCCGACCGCGCUGUCAACAAGGACCGUGUUGCUAUCAGCAGUUUGAUCGCCGCUGGUGGCUUGCACCAUCACCUGAUCCGCAACAAGGAACGCAGCCGCGUCGCCAUCGUCGUGGAGUCGGGUGAGGCUCGCGAGGUGCACCACAUGUGCGUUCUUGUUGGUUACGGUGCCGACGCCAUCUGCCCGUGGCUCGCUCAAGAGAGCAUCAUGAAGGUGGCACGCGAAGGUCUGCUCAAGGUCGACCUCCCCGUCGAAAAAAUGCUCGACAAUUGGCGCCACGCCGUCGACUCGGGCAUUCUCAAGGUCAUGUCUAAGAUGGGUAUCUCUACCCUCGCUUCGUACAAGGGUGCUCAGAUCUUUGAGGCGCUCGGUCUGGCAGAAGACGUCAUCAAUAGGUGCUUCGUCGGGACUGCUUCCCGCAUUCAAGGAUCUGACUUUGCUUUGUUGGCCAUGGAUGCCCUCGAGUUCCACGACCGCGGUUAUCCCGCUCGCGAGACCAUCACGGUGCCCGGACUGCCAGAGACCGGAGAGUACCACUGGAGAGACGGUGGCGAGGCUCACAUCAAUGAUCCUAGCAGCAUCGCAAACCUGCAGGAGGCAGCUCGGGAGAAGAAUCAGGCUGCGUGGGACAACUACUCCAAGUCAUCGCACAACGCCGUCAAGGCUACUGCCCUGCGAGGAUUGCUCGACUUCGACUUUACCAAGUCGAGACCCAUUCCCAUCGAUCAGGUUGAGCCUUGGACAGAGAUCGUACAGCGCUUCGCUACUGGCGCCAUGUCCUACGGCUCCAUUUCCAUGGAGGCGCAUUCUGCGCUCGCCAUUGCGAUGAACCGACUGGGCGGCAAGUCGAACACGGGAGAAGGCGGUGAAGAUGCGGAGCGCUCCAUCCCUCUGCCCAACGGCGAUUCGCUUCGAAGCAAGAUCAAGCAGAUUGCUUCGGGUCGAUUUGGCGUGACGAGCAACUAUCUGGCCGACUCGGACGAGCUGCAGAUCAAGAUGGCACAGGGUGCGAAGCCGGGUGAGGGUGGUGAAUUGCCAGGACACAAGGUAUCGGCCUCGAUUGCCCGCACUCGUCACUCGACUGCAGGCGUCGGUCUGAUCAGCCCGCCUCCACACCACGACAUUUACUCCAUUGAGGACUUGAAGCAGCUCAUCUACGAUCUCAAGUGCAGCAACCCUCGCGCGCGCAUUUCAGUCAAGCUCGUGUCCGAGGUCGGCGUCGGUAUCGUUGCAUCCGGUGUGGCCAAGGCCAAGGCGGACCACAUCCUCAUUUCUGGCCACGACGGUGGUACUGGUGCAUCGCGCUGGACCGGUAUCAAGUAUGCCGGUCUGCCCUGGGAGCUUGGCCUUGCCGAAGCUCACCAGACGCUCGUUCUGAACGACUUGCGUGGGCGUGUCACCGUGCAGACGGACGGUCAACUGCGUACGGGUCGAGACGUCGCCAUGGCCUUUUUGCUCGGUGCCGAGGAGUGCGGUUUCUCCACCACUGCUCUGAUCGCCAUGGGCUGCAUCAUGAUGAGAAAGUGCCACGUCAAUACCUGCCCAGUCGGUAUCGCCACGCAAGACCCCGAGCUUCGCGCCAAGUUUGCAGGCAUGCCCGAGCACGUCAUCAACUUUUUCUACAUGCUCGUCGAAGAGUUGCGUGGUAUCAUGGCAAAGCUCGGCCUGCGCACCGUCAACGAGAUGGUCGGUCGUUCGGACUUGCUCAAGGUCGAUGAGAGCUUGCGCACCGUCAAGACUGCCAAGCUCGACCUCAGCCCACUGCUCAAGCCUGCGUGGAAGAUGCGCCCUGGUGCUGCGACCUACAAGGUUCGGCAGCAAGACCACCGCCUGUACGUGCGACUCGACAACAAAUUCAUCGACGAGGCCGAGCCGGCGCUUUCGCAAGGCCUGCCCGUUCAGAUCGAGUGCGACGUCGUCAACACCGACCGUGCGCUGGGUGCUACUCUGUCCUACCGCGUGUCAAAGUUGUACGGAGAAGAAGGACUGCCUCGCGACACCAUCCACAUCAACGCCAAGGGCAGUGCUGGACAGUCAUGCGGCGCUUUCCUCGCCCCUGGUAUCACGUUUGAGCUGGAAGGUGACGCUAACGACUAUGUCGGAAAGGGCAUGAGCGGCGGACGUCUGAUCGUCUACCCACCCAAGAACUCUCAGUUCAAGGCAGAGGAGAACAUCAUCGUGGGCAACGUCUGCCUGUACGGUGCGACCAGCGGCAAUGCCUACUUUAGGGGUAUCGCGGCCGAGCGUUUCGCCGUGCGCAACUCGGGUGCCCACGCCGUCGUCGAAGGUGUCGGAGACCACGGUUGCGAGUACAUGACGGGCGGUCGCAUUGUCAUUCUCGGCACUUGCGGUCGCAACUUUGCCGCCGGUAUGAGCGGUGGUGUGGCGUAUGUGCUCGACAUGUACGGUGACUUUGCCCCCAAGUGCAACACGGAAAUGGUCGAGCUUGGGCCUGUCAAGGACCCGCACGACAUUGCUGAGCUGCGCAACCUCAUCGAGAACCACCGUCACUACACUGGCUCGACCAUUGCCGAUCAUGUGAUUCACGAAUUUCACCACCUCUUGCCCCGCUUCGUGCGCGUCAUGCCUCUGGACUACAAGCGCGUUUUGGAAGAGGAGGCUGCCAAGGCUGCUGCCGAGAAGAAGCGCAACAGCCACGUCGACUUGCUCGGCACGCUCUCUCGCCACGGAUCGCAAGUCGAUGUCUCGAUCAGCGAGGAGCGCACCGAACUCAACAGGCAGCAAGAAAAGCCUGCUGAGCCCGCAGUGGGGGAUGUGGAAGAUGCGAUGAUCGAUGACGAGACGGCCAAGGCGCGCGUGCCCAAGCUCGACAAACUUCGAGGCUUUAUGAAGUACAAGCGUUUGGGCGAGCAGUACCGUGCGCCUACGAAGCGUGUCAAGGACUUCAAGGAGCUUUCUGUGCGCCUCACCGACUCUGAGCUCAAGCAGCAGACGGCGCGAUGCAUGGACUGCGGUGUGCCCUUCUGCCAGUCAGACACGGGUUGCCCCAUCUCCAACGUGAUCCCAAAGUGGAACGACUUGGUGUUCAAGGGCCAGUGGAAGGAUGCGCUGAACCGUCUGCUCAUGACCAACAACUUUCCCGAGUUUACCGGUCGCGUCUGCCCUGCUCCUUGCGAGGGUGCUUGCGUGCUCGGCAUCACAGAGCAACCGGUCGGCAUCAAGAGCGUCGAAGCUGCCAUCAUCGACAAGGGCUGGACCGAAGGUUGGAUCAAGCCUCAACCACCCGCGGUCCGCACCGGCAAGACGGUCGCAGUCGUCGGAUCGGGUCCGGCCGGUCUCGCUUGCGCCGACCAGCUCAACCGAGCAGGUCACAGCGUGACCGUCUAUGAGCGCGCCGACCGAUUGGGAGGUCUGCUCAUGUACGGCAUUCCCAACAUGAAGCUGGACAAGGGCGUCGUCGAUCGCCGCAUCAAGCUGAUGGCUGACGAGGGCGUCCAAUUCGUCGCUGGCUGCAACGUCGGUGUGGACGUCGACCCGGCUGCUCUGCGCGCGCAAAACGAUGCCCUGGUGUACGCUACUGGUGCCACCUGGCCUCGCGAUCUGCCCAUCGAGGGCCGCGAAGCGAACGGUAUCCAUUUUGCCAUGGAAUUCCUCACGCAAAACACCAAGAGCUUGCUCGACUCUGGCUUGGAGGAUGGGCGAUUCAUCUCUGCUCAGGGCAAGAGCGUCGUGGUGAUUGGUGGAGGAGAUACGGGCAACGACUGCAUUGGAACUUCUGUUCGUCACGGUGCCAAGUCCGUCAUCAACUUGGAGCUGCUGCCUCGUCCACCCGACGAGCGUGACAGCUCUUGCCCUUGGCCUAUGUGGCCACGCAUCCACCGUACGGAUUACGGUCACACAGAGGUGAUGGACCAGUGGCACGCCGAUCCUCGUAGAUUCAGCACCACCACUACUCGUUUUGAAAAGGACGAAGAGGGCAACUUGGUUGCUCUGCACACGCAAGAAGUCGCUUGGAGCAAGGACAAGGCUGGCAAGUGGGCCAUGAACAAGGUGGAAGGUACGGAGCAGAGGAUCGAGUGCCAAUUGGUGCUGCUCGCGUUGGGUUUCUUGUCGCCUGAAAAGAAGGCUUUCGAAGCGCUGAAUGUGGAUGUGGAUGGACGCUCGAACAUCAAGGCGGACGAUCAGAAGGGCAAAUUGCCGUACAAGACCAACGUGGAGGGUGUGUGGGCAUGCGGAGAUGCUAGGAGAGGCCAAUCGCUCAUCGUUUGGGGCAUCCAGGAAGGCAGGGCUUGCGCGGCUGCGCUGGACAAGGAGCUCGAAGGUCAGACCAGACUGCCUUGGGCCGGAGGUAUCGCAAAGAGAGACUUUCAAAAGUACCUCAAGGGCGUUGCUAGUGGUAACCAGAAGUUGACCUCUGCCCAAGCUUAA
This is a messenger RNA of Ceraceosorus guamensis, 6423 nucleotides long. Its product is annotated as putative glutamate synthase. The transcript is spliced from 3 exons. NCBI's taxonomy places the organism in Eukaryota, Fungi, Basidiomycota, Exobasidiomycetes, Ceraceosorales, Ceraceosoraceae. Gene Ontology annotation, molecular function: iron-sulfur cluster binding; FMN binding; iron ion binding. Bases 1 to 6423 code for a protein of 2140 amino acids. The record is from RefSeq and is a predicted model, not a curated record.